Drosophila bipectinata is the source of this 12498-nucleotide messenger RNA. It is a transcript of the gene Strn-Mlck, whose product is annotated as Stretchin-Mlck. Gene Ontology annotation, biological process: protein phosphorylation; homophilic cell-cell adhesion. The record is from RefSeq and is a predicted model, not a curated record. Lineage: Eukaryota; Metazoa; Arthropoda; Insecta; Diptera; Drosophilidae. Gene Ontology annotation, cellular component: plasma membrane. Gene Ontology annotation, molecular function: ATP binding; protein kinase activity; protein binding.
UUCGGGGACAGUCGUGAAUCUUCUUUUGAAUCGAACGGACGUCUCACGUCCCAAAAACUCGAUCGAACCGUUGCGGGCUGUAUAUGCAUAUAUUGAUUUAGACAGUCAUACGUGUAUCGACUCGGACGGAUAUAUAAUUUUUAUCGGUUUUCAUUUACGAAUUUCAUUCCCGCAACCAACGUUACGAAAAAGCUGACUCCGCGAUGGGGGAAAAUGAAGGCGAUCUCGAGCCCAGGGCUUCCGCGGAGCCGGACGCCGCUCCGGCCCAGGAUACCCUCCAAGUGCCAACGCAAAAGAAACGGAAACUCAAGUCGCCAACUCCGGGCAGCCUGCGCGGACGCAGUGCGACGCCCAUCCAUGGCCGGAGCCAGACACCCUUCACCCUUUACAUGACCCGACGCAGUGCCACGCCCUCCACCUGGCGCAGCAUCACCCCGUUCCUGAAGCGAGAGGAGAAGGAGAAAACUCCAUUCGAGCUGGGCAGGGACAUCAAGAGCCAGACGACCUGCAACAUCGCCGUCUUCGAUCGCGCCCUCAUCAUGGACAUCUCGGAGCCGGCGGAUCUGCAGAAGCCCGUGCGUUACAUAACCUCGGAUCUCUCGGUUAUCGAUCGCGCUGCUGUAAUGGAUGUCUCGAAUGUUGAGGUUAUAUACGUAGUGGAGGAGUACGAGGAGGUCGAGGAGGAGGAGAUCAUCGAGGAAGUGAAGCCCAAAAAGAAGGAGAAGAAGGCCCGAAAGCCACGUGUUCAGCGCAAGUCCAUCGACAAGGACAUGAGUCCUUCCGGGGCAGAGGACAACGAAGACGGUGGCGACUAUGGGGCAGAAGAUAGGGAGGACAGCAUCGACCUUGACGACUCCGACGAGCCCGUCAAGAAGGGCAAGAAGAAGGCUCCGCCCAAGAAGAAGGAGAAGAAGGAAAAGUCGCCGAGCCCCAAGCUGACCUUGAAAUUGGAGAUCGGCGGCGGCCAAAAGGCCAGCAAGAAGAUGUUUGAGCAGCAGCAGGCACAGCAGGCAGGUCCGAAACCCCCUCCCAAAAAGAGCAAGAUGGUGCUCCAGAUGGAGGAGCAGGCUCGGGCCGCGGCCAAGGCUGCUGAGGAGGAGGCUGCCCGUGCCAAGCCGAAAGGCGAGACCUUCGAGGAACGCCAGAAGCGGCUGGCUGCAGAGAAGGAGGAGCAGGAUCGCAUCGAGGCCGAGCAGCGUGCUCUGGAAGAAGCGGAGGCCGAGGAGGACGAAGAGGAUCCCUCGGCCAUGGGCGAAGAGGGCGAGGAAGGCACUGAGGCGGGCUACGGAGACGAGGACCAGGAACAAUACCAGGAGGAUGGUGGGGAGGAGGAACGCCUCGACGAGGCUGAGGAGGAGGAGGACCAGGUGACGGACCUCAAGAAGAAGGACGAAAAACGAAGGGGCAGUGAUUCCUCCGACGACUUCGUGCGUCCGGAUCCCUACGAGGAGGAGCGCUGGCAGCGCAUCGCCGCCGUCGAAGGCGAGGAGUUCAUGCAGCAAAUGCGCAAGUACAGCCAGGCCAAGAGGAUCAGCGAGAAGGAACGCGACGCCGACUGGCAACGUCGUCGGGAGCAAGCCCGCAAUCCGAAGUUUAUCAACUUCUUAUCCGACCGAGCUGCCGAGACCGGCCAAAGUGUCCGGCUGGCGUGUGCGGUGGACGGCCCGGAACUCUCCGCCAAGUGGUUCCACAACAAGAAACAGCUGGAGCGCGACGGCUGCCAUCGCAUCAUGAACAACAACAACAUCCUCGUGCUGGAGGUGCUGAACACCACCAUCUUGGACUCAGGCGAAUACUCCUGUGUAAUUUCCAACCAAAACGACGAGGUCACCUCCUCGUGCAUUGUCACCAUCUACGAAGUCUUCAAGGACGAACCCAAGCCCCCUUCUAUCCAAUACAUAAAAGAGUACUACCACCUGCGGGACGAUGAACUAACCAUCGAGUGCCAUGUUCACGGCGUGCCACGUCCGAUAAUCACAUGGUGGCGCGGUGCCUUCCAAGUGACGCCCAGCUACAAGUUCACCAUUCUGGAGGAGGCGCAUGGAGUCUGCAAGCUGCUCAUCUAUAAGCCCGGCAAUAAGGAUAGUGGAAUCUAUACGUUGAAGGCCUUCAACUCCAGUGGAGAGGCGCAGAUCAACCACACCAUUGAGGUGGCCAAGAACCUCCACUACCACGUCCCGGGCAUCUUCCGUGCUCGCGACAAGAUCCAGCUAGACAGCUUGCGGCAGGCCAAGAAGGCCAUUGAGGCAGCCAUGAAGUCCAAGGCCGAGUCGGACCAGAAGAGGGCGGAGGCCGAGGCGGAACAACAGCGCCAACGUCCAGUUCGUGCCUCUCCGGAGCCCCUGGUCCCAGCCAAACAGAAGCUGACCUUUGCCACCCAGUUGCGGGAUCGCAUGGCCCUGGAGGGCUCCACCAUCAAGUUUGUGGCCACUGUGAUUGGACCUCAGCCCAACACGCGCUGGAUGAAGGACGACAAGUGGGUGGUGGUCGGCGGUAACAUCCGCAACCUGUCCGAGGAGGGUAAGGCUAUUCUGGAGAUCGCGAACGUGACGGCCGCCGAUUCGGGAGUCUACAAGUGCGUGGCGAAGAACGAUCUGAGCGAGAUCGAGACGUCCUGCUACUUCAAGGUGUACAACGCCCAGGCGGAUGGUGACGAGUCGGAGCCCAUCUUCGCCCUGCCCCUGAGAGAUGUGUACCACGCCUCUCAGAACGAUCUAAUUCUCGACACGAAGGUGCGCGGCAACCCGCGCCCCGUCAUCUCGUGGACCAAGGACCAGAUACCCGUGGUUCUCGACGAUCGGGUGGUGCAGAUCGAGCACUUGGACGGCAUCUGCGAGCUGAUCAUCAACAAGCCGACCGCCAAUGACAACGGCAUCUACGUCUGCUCCGCCCAGAACAAGCUGGGCAGUCAGACGACCACCCACACCGUCGUGGUCGACACCAGUCACACCUCGCGCCGUUCGAGCAUUUUGUCCGCGAUCGCCAUGCAGGAAGGAGGGGAGGCUGCCGAAGGCAAGGCCAAGAGCAGGAAGAAGAAGAAGGACGACGAUGAGGAAGGCGGCGGUGGUGAAGGUGGAUACGAGCGGCGCAGCCGCAUGCCAGAUCCCUCGCCGAAGCAGAUGCUCUACUUCACGGUCAACCUGUCCAACCGCUAUGUUGCCGAGGGCUCGAAGGUGAAGCUGCAGGCCGUCAUCGGAGGUCCGGACGCCACGAUCAAGUGGCAGAAGGACGACCAGAAUGUCCAGUACGGACCGCGCAUCCGUAACAUGAACCGCGACAGUCUGGCCGUGCUGGAAUUUGUCAAUGCCCAGGCGGAGGACUCGGGAACCUACUCGAUCGUUGCCCAGAACGAGUUCUGCAAGAUCACCACGUCGGCCCUGUUGCACGUCUACCAGCCGAAGGUGAACACGGACGUGCAGCCCGUCUUCAUUCGUUCUCUCAAAGAAACUUAUCAUCUAAACACCAACGAGCUGAUUCUGGAGACAGCGGUGCGCGGUCAACCCACUCCGGAGGUGCAGUGGUUCAAGGAUAGCAUUGAGAUCCAAAGCGGUGGUCGUUACCAGCUGCUGGAGCAUCAGGAUGGCACUUGCGAGCUCAUCAUCGACCGCCCGGACAACAAGGACUCCGGAAAGUAUGUGGUCAAGGCGGAGAGUCGGGCCGGAAAGAUGGAAAUCUCGCACUAUGUGCUUUUCGAGGGGCAGGCUCAUCACAUUGCGGACAACAUCCACGGAGUGUUCCACGCGGACAAGAGCCUGUUGCGCCCCAAGGAGGCUGAGAAGCCGGCUGAGAAGAAACCAGCUCCGGCAGCAGAACCAGAAUCGGAGGCUGAGGAUGGAAAGGGCAAGCGACGUGGCAAGAAGGACGACGAAGAUCCCGGAUCCUCGGCCUACGCCUCCGACUAUGCCUCAGACACGGCCAGCUUGUCAAGCAAACGACGCGAAAAGAAUAUUGCCAUCCACUUCAGCACUUCGAUGCGGGAUCGUGUCGUGGCCGAAGGCUCCAAGGUGAAGAUUUCCUGCUUCUUGGACGCAAAGGAGCCACAGGUGAAGUGGUUCAAGGAUGAGGAGCCCAUCCAGAAUGGACCCAAGAUUCGGGGUCGCUACAGUGAGGGUCUGUGUCUGCUGGAAAUUAUGAGUGCCACAGAGGAGGAUAAUGGCGAGUACAAGUGCUGGGGCCGGGAUGAGACCGGCGAGGCCUCCACCUCUUGCCGUCUGGAGGUUUACGCGGAUCCUGGCACCGGCGACGUGCCUCCCACAUUUACUCGCAACAUCAAGGAUACGAUGCACGGAAAGAUUAACGAGCUGCAACUGGAUGUGCACGUGCGCGGAUUGCCCACUCCGGCCGUGAGCUGGACAAAGGAUGGUGUCAGAAUCGAAAACAGCGACAAAUACCAGCAGGUGGACCAUGAUGAUGGAACUUGCGAGCUGUUCAUCAGCAAUCCAAAGCCAGCGGACAGCGGCAAGUACGUGUGCCAGGCGGAGAACCGCGAAGGCAAGACCGAAAUAGUCCACAUGAUCACGGUGGAGCCAAGGGUCAGAGCCCCACGCCUGUCACCGCCCAGAGAGGGCCGGCCACCCCGUCCGGCUGGCGAUGGAGAAGACGCAGCUGGAGCUGGAGAAGAAGGCGUCGAGGGCGGUGAGGAAGGCGAGGGCGGAGAGAAGCGCCGUCGGAAGCCAAAGCCCGAUGAGGAGGAGCAGGGAGGCGGCUCCAGACGCGAGGUUCCACCGCCUCCAGAUCUAAGGAAGCGACUCUACUUCAGGAACUAUCUCUCCAACCGCACUGUCAAGGCCGGAAGCAAUGUCAAGUGGAUGGUUAAUAUUGACGGACCGGAGCCAUCGGCCAAGUGGUUCCACGGCGAAACAAAAAUUGACUUCGGGCCGAAGAGCAAGAUGUCCAUGCAGGACGGCAUCGCUUGGCUGAACUUGGUGGGGGUCACGGAGGAGGAUGCCGGCGAGUACACGCUGCGGGUCAGGGGCCCCGAGAACGAGAUUGUGAGCACUUGCAAUCUCUUUGUGUACAGCACGGGUAAACCAGAGGUUAUAUCGCCCACCUUUGUUUCGGGCAUCAAAGACACAUAUUCUCUCAACGAGAAUGAGUUGGUUCUGGACUGCCGCGUGCGUGGACAGCCUCGCCCAGAUAUCGUGUGGAUGAAGGGCAACGAGAUCCUCGAGAGCAACGAAAAGUACAAGCUGACCGAUCAAGCCGACGGUUAUGCCAAGCUGGUGAUCAACAACCCCACGGAGAAGGACUCUGGCGUCUACUCGUGUGUGGCCAGGAACGAGGGCGCCGAGAACAAGAUCUCCCACCAGGUGGACUUCAAGGGCAAGCAGCACUACUCACUGGAGAAGACCCAUGGCUUCUUCCACCGCGAUCCCAACAAGCCGCACUUCCUCCUGCCCCUGGGCAACCAGACCGUCUGCAAUGGCGGCACCGUGGCAAUCUCUGCAGAAUUCAUGCAGACUAGCACGCCCAUCGAGGUCAAGUGGCUGCGCGACCGCCAGGUGGUGGACGGUCCCAACGUCAAGGCCCUGGCCGAUCGUGGUGUGUACACGCUGACCAUCAUGAACGCCUCGCCGGAGAUCGAGGGCACCUACACCUGCCGAGCCUCGAAUGCCUUCGGCCGGAUCGAGUCGCAUGCCAACAUCGAUGUGUCUGUGGGAGCGCCCAAGGAUGAGCGUCCACCGCUGUUCCUAUCGCGACCGGACACGGAAAUGAAGAUUGCAGUUGGCGAUCCCUUCUCGCUCUCCUUCCGCAUUGCUGGCGAUCCGAAACCCAAGCUGACCUUUAUGAAGGGCACCAAGGACAUCACCCAAUCCGACCGCGUCAGCAAAGAGGUCUCCGAUGACUACACCAGAUUCACAGUGCAACAAGCCCAAAUCUCCGAUUCCGGCACCUACUUCGUGGUGGCCCGCAACAACUUUGGCACUGACAGGAUAUUCGUGACCGUCACGGCACACCCUCGCGCUCGCUCCGCCACGCCAACGCAACCCCGUUGGGGGCUUCCCCUGGACAGUUACAGCGACACUUCGUACUUCAGAGAUCCUCCGGGCUGCAUUGCCACCGAGCCAUUGGUCGUGGACUCCGGCCCCACCCACAUUUCGCUGUCCUGGGGCAAGCCGGUGAGCGCCAACUCCGCUCCGGUCAUCGCCUACAAGGUUGAGUCCUGGGUGGUGGGCCAUGAGGGUGGAGCCUACUGGAGGGAACUGGGGCUGACGCCCAUCAACUCCUUCGACGCCUUCAACCUGAAGCCCAACGUCGAGUACCACUUCCGGGUGACGCCCAAAAACCGCUACGGCUGGGGUCCGGCCGUGCACACGAGCUCUCCCUUGCAGGUCGGAGGCGUGGAGUGCCUGCCCGAGUUCGUGAAGAUCCUGCCCGGCCAGGCCAAGGCUUUGCUGGGCUCCUCCUUCACGCUGCAGUGCAACAUGCGUGGUGCUCCACGGCCACAUGUCACCUGGUUCAAGGACGGCAUUCAGCUGAGCAGCAGUUCGGAGCGCGUUAAGAUCCGCCAGAUCGGCUCGACCUGUGCUUUAACUAUUGCCACCGUGAGCGAACUGGAUUCCGGCCGCUACACCUGCGAAGCAACCAACUCCAAGGGAAGGGUGUCGACCUUCGCACGCCUCCAGGUUGUCACGGACUCGAGGAUCUACGAGGCGGACUCGCGCCUCAAGGAGAUCGCCCACGGACGCAGUCAGGGCGAGGUGGGAGACUCCCUGCCCAUCUUCACAAUGCGGCUGCGGGACCGGCGUGUCCAGGUCACCUACCCCGUUCGUCUAACCUGCCAGAUUGUGGGCUACCCUGUGCCCGAGAUUCUGUGGUACAAGGACGAUCAGCUGAUCGUGACCGGAAGGAAGUACUUGACGACCUCGGAAGGCCAGUUCUUUACUUUGGAAAUCGCAGCCACCACACUGGAGGACAGUGGCACCUAUACUUGCCUGGCCAAGAACGAGCUGGGCUCAGUCUCCUGUCAUUGCAUCCUGGUGGUGGAUAAGGGCAUUCGGGCCUACAUAUCCCCGGACUUUUACGUGCCCCUGGAUCCCUUUUACAUUUUCCGCGAGGGCUCCGAGAUCCGUUUGUCGACCAAGGUGGAGGCCUAUCCCGCUGUGGGCGUCACCUGGCAUCGCAACGGUAUGAGGCUGCGGCCCAGUCGCCGGCUGACAGCUACUCUGGACUCCAACGGUUACGUGGAGCUGAUAAUCGCCGAGGCCUCGGCCCGGGAUGCAGGCAUUUAUGUGUGCGUCGCUUCCAACGUAGUGGGCAAGGUGGAGACCAUCUGCCGCGUGGCCAUCGAGGAGGAGGAGCACGAUGCAGUGCGGCCGUCGAGACCCCUGGAUAUACCCAGCAUUAAGACCGACGAUCUACCUUAUUCCAAGGAGCCCUUGUUCGUGGUGAAGCCCCGCUCCAGCGAAGCCUACGAAGGCGACAACAUCAUCAUUUUCUGCGAGGUGGUUGGCGAUCCAAAGCCCGAAGUGGUUUGGCUGCGCGAUUUUCUAAAUCCGGAGUACUACAAGGACGCACCGCACUUCCGACGCAUCGGAGACGGACCCGAGUACCGCCUGGAGAUACCCAGCGCCAAGUUGGACUUCACCGGCACCUACUCAGUCAUAGCCAGUAACUGUCAUGGCGAAGCCAAGGCUGUAAUUUCCUUGCAAAUCUUCGCAAAAGACAUUCUUAAAGAUAGGCGUAUGGAUCAGGUGCAGACGCGCCACAGCAACAUCGAGACGCUUCCUCGCUUCGUACGCAACCUGCGGAACCUGCGCUGCUGCGAUGGGGAUGCCAUUUCGUUGGAAUGCCAGGUGGAUGCCGAUCCCGAGCCAUUUAUAAUAUGGGAGAAGGAUGGAAGAGUGUUACCUUCAGAUAGAGAUUACGAAAUGUCAUUCGAUGGAACCAAGGCUACGCUAAGAAUACCGCGAGUAUAUCCGGAGGAUGAAGGCGAGUACACGUGCGUGGCAAAGAACUCGGUGGGGCGAAGUCUGUCCUCCGCUUGCAUCAUCGUGGACGUGCCUGAGGAGAAGGAGAACAUGCUGAGUCGCCAGCUGACACGACCUAGUGGCCUCUUAUCCGCCCACUCCACUCCCCGUUCCACCCCCAGAUCUACGCCCGCCCGCAGCUUCUCCCCAUUCCGCUUAUCCUACCGGACAAGUAGCAUUGAUCUUACGGGAGUAGCCGAGCGGCGGAGGAGUGACGCCCGUACCGCCAUCACGGCGCCCAAGUUCCUGGCCAUCCCCUACAAUCGGGUAGUGGAGGAGGGCGACUCCGUGCGGUUCCAGUGCGCCAUCUCUGGUCACCCGACUCCAUGGGCCACCUGGGACAAGGACGGUUUGAUUGUCACCCCCACUCCCCGGAUCGCCGUUAAGGAAAUAGACGACUUAAGAAUUAUUGAGAUCGAUGAGGUGUCCUUUGAUGACGCCGGUCUGUACAGGAUUACGCUGGAAAACGACUUUGGGCGCAUAGAGGCCACUGCCCGGCUCGACGUGAUCAGCAGCUCGCGGUACUCCAAGUCGCCAUCGGUGCGGAGCGUGCGCGCCUCCUCCUCCCGUCGCAAUGCCUACCUAUACCGGCGCAUCAUGGGUCCAUCUACAGCAAUUGGCGGACGCAUGGCUCUGGCCAGCGGAUACCGAGGCUCUUCGGUUCCCUCCGUCAGAUUCUACCACAACUCCUUAGAAAUGGAGCCCUCGGAUCGGGUACACAUAGUGUUCGACGAGGAGAAUUCGAUGGUCGUACUGUUGGUCGACAAUGUGACCCUAGCGGACGAAGGCGAGUACAGCUGCAUCAUCAGCGGGGACCACGAUCCCCUAAUCAGCUCCACCACAGUCACUUUCCAUGAGGCGGGUAGGGAAAUACACAGAAGCGGAGCCAAUAUUAGUCAACCCCUCCCGGAGAUUAGCAGUGCUUUAGAAGGCGAAGUGAUAGACCUUACAUGCGUCAUCGAUUGCGACGAGCCAUUCAGCUAUGUCUGGCUCAGGAAUGGAGAAGUUCUGCCGGAUAGCGAAGAAUUCAACUACAUCGAUCACGGCAAUGGACGUCUCGGCCUGCGCAUCACGGAUGCCUUCGACAUUGACUCCGGAACUUACAGCUGUCAGGUGUUUACCUCGGAGUCUCCCUCUGGGGAGUGCGAGUGCGACUGUAGCACCAGCGGGGAGCUGCGCGUUGUGGAACGCGAUCUAAGGCGGGAGGACCAGGAAUGCGUGCAGCUGCUGAAGACCCCACUACCGGUAGUCUGCGCGGCGGGAGAGGAGGUCAUCUUUUAUGGACGUGUUUUCCCCUGUGACGCGGAAGCCGAAUGGUACCUCAAUGGAGAGCAGCUAAUAGACGAUGACUCACUUGACAUGACGUUGGAGUCCUAUCCUGAGAACGGCAUUCGGCUGUUGCGUCUUCGAGACGUCCCCGCCUCCAAAAGCGGAGAGAUCUACCUGCAGGUGAAGCAUCCCCAGGCGGAGGCAAGACGCCUGCCCGCUACCAGAACCUACACCAGCCUCCUGGUCCUGCCCUCCAUUCGAGGCAACAGCUCCUCCGCCUCGCUGGCCGCCAGAAGCUGCUUUUUGUCGCGGCCCGAGGAUUGCACCGCCCUCAUCGGCGGCCAUGUCCGGCUGAACGUCCGCUACGAGCCAUUCCCGGGCACCAAAGUGGUGUGGUACAAGGCGAGCCGCGCCAUAGUUGAAAGCUCGAAUGUUAGCAUCCGGACUACGGCCCAGCAGUCGACGCUCUACAUCUCCGACAUCUCGGCGGAUGACAGCGGCAAGUACACGGUGGAGGUGAUGAGCGAUUACGGAAUCGAGGCAGCCGCUGCCUCCGUGGCAGUGGAAGGUCCUCCGGAACCGCCCAGUGGCCAGCCCAGCGUCUCCCUUGGACCGGAUCGGGUGGCUGUAGCCUGGUGUGGUCCCCCCUACGACGGUGGCUGCAUGAUCACCGGAUUCAUCAUUGAGAUGCAGAUCUGCGAGGAAGACGGCCGCGAGGACAACGAAGAGGACUCCUGGCAACAGGUGGCUCGGGUGGUGGACACUUUGGCGUACACGGUCAAGAACCUGCAACCCCAGACUCAGUACCGGUUUAGGGUUAGAGCCGAGAACAUCCACGGCCGGAGUCCGCCCAGCCACGUCAGCGAAACGGUGAAGAUUAUUGGCAGGGUCCAGAGGACGCCCGAUGAGAGGGCCUCCACGGUCAGCGUAGAGUCUGGCGGUGACUUUAAGUCACGCUUCCAGAUCAUCGAGGAGCUGGGAAAGGGGCGCUUUGGUAUCGUCUACAAGGUCCAGGAACGUGGACAGCCGGGCCAGCUGUUGGCCGCCAAGGUGAUCAAGUGCAUCAAGGCCAGGGACAAGCAGAAGGUCGUUGAAGAGAUCUCCAUUAUGCGAUCCCUGCAACACCCCAAGCUGCUCCAGCUGGCAGCCUCCUUCGAGAGUCCCCGGGAGAUCGUCAUGGUUAUGGAAUACAUUACUGGCGGCGAGCUCUUUGAGCGGGUGGUGGCCGACGACUUCACCCUAACCGAACUGGACUGCAUCCUGUUCCUGCGCCAGGUGUGCGAGGGCGUGGCCUACAUGCACAGCCAGAGCGUGGUCCACCUCGACCUGAAGCCGGAGAACAUCAUGUGCCACACCCGCACUAGUCACCAGAUCAAGAUCAUUGACUUUGGCCUGGCCCAGCGGCUGGACGCAAAGGCUCCCGUCCGAGUUCUGUUUGGCACCCCGGAGUUUAUCCCUCCGGAGAUUAUCAGCUACGAGCCCAUCGGCUUCAAGUCGGACAUGUGGAGCGUCGGAGUCAUCUGCUAUGUUCUGCUCUCUGGGCUAUCGCCCUUCAUGGGUGACACGGACGUGGAGACCUUUUCGAAUAUAACCCGGGCAGACUACGAUUUCGACGACGACGCCUUCGACUGCGUUUCGCAGGAGGCCAAGGACUUUAUCUCACAGCUUCUGGUUCAUCGGAAGGAGGAGCGCCUGACCGCUCAGCAGUGCCUGGAGUCCAAGUGGCUGUGCCAGCGAUACGACGACAAUCUCAGCAACAACAAAAUCUGCACGGACAAGCUCAAGAAGUUCAUCAUCCGGCGAAAGUGGCAGAAAACCGGCAAUGCUAUUCGCGCCCUCGGACGGAUGGCGAACUUGUCGGCCUCGCGCAGGAACUCCGCUAUCGCUAUGGGCGCUCUGAGUAGCCCCCGGCCCUCUCUGUCCGGACUAGGCCUGCUCAAUGCGAGUGCCAUGAUAUCGAGUGGACUGAGCGCCCAGAUGACGUCGCUCCACGAGGAGGAGGACGACUUCAGCGUGGAGAUGUCACCCCUGGUGGAGAAGCGUUCCGUGCUAAAGUUCCGGGACAAAUCUCAGUGCAGCGAACGCAGCGAUUCCGGCUACAGCGAAUGCUCCAACUGCAGUGGAGCGCAGGAGACGCUGCUCCUCUCGCUGGCCAAGUCCAAGCUAGAGCAGAUUGCGAAGGCCUCCGCUGCUCUGCCCGUGGCCGCGCAGGAUCCGGAGAGUGCUUUGACUCUGGAGCUGCCCACAAAGGGCCAGGAGUCCAUCAUGCGUUCCGACUUUACGAACACGAUCAAGAUGCGCAAGAAGUCGCUGGAGGACAGCUGUGCAAGGGAGAAGUCCAAGACCAAGCCCCACAACAAGCCCGCUUGCGAGUCCAAGCUGAAGGUGUCCCAGCUGAAGGACAGAUUCCAGACCCAACCCGCUUCCCUUGCUGCUCCUGCUGCAUCCGCUGUUAAAUCCGCUAAGCUCCCGCCUCCCUGCGAGCCAUUUAAGAUCUCGAAAGUGGCGAGCGUGGGACGCCUAAGCAGAACAGAGGAGCCACAAACAUCUAGGAGAGGCCCUAGCCCAGGAUCCCGAAAAGACACCCCUGUCCAAGCCCGGUCUAUGCCUAGCUCCCCGGUGCCUCAGCGCUCCGCCACGCCGACGCGGCUGAUGAGCCAGCGCGUCCGAGAGGCCGCCGAGCGGCUCGCCCAGCAGCAGACGGUCGCCAGCGGGGCUCGUCGGCAGCUCAGGGGCAACGGCAAUGGAAACAACAGCAACAGCAAUGUCAACAAUGGAAGCAACCCGACCGGCGGUAUUGGGAACACGGAGUCCAACCGCGAGUCACGUGCGCGACAUCUCAUUAAAAGAUUCAACAACGGAUCACAGCUUAUUACGUCCUAGAUUAGGUCGGUUUAGGGCCGACACGAUUUAAAAUUUAUUUUAAAAAUACAGCGGAGCGGAUACACAUCCAUAUAUAUAUUAUAAAUGAAACCCCACGAGACAAAAUAAUUACGAAACACUCGAAUAUGAAAGCGAAUCCGAUUGCAAUUGCGAUUGCGAUGGCGAUUGCGAGCAACACAUCCACAUCCACAUCCAUUACCCGCACACACCCACUUACAGUAGGAUACAUCUAUCCGACAUCCGGCAUCCAGUCCCAUGGAUGGACUCCCUCGAUCGGAGGGAAUGUACUUAGGCUAGAGGAAGCUAAGUGUUUAAAUUAUUGUUUCGAUUUAUAUACAUAUCUACCAUACUAAUUAAAGUUAAAGUAACGAAUUUA